Molecule: messenger RNA, 476 nt
Organism: Xylona heveae TC161
Lineage: Eukaryota; Fungi; Ascomycota; Xylonomycetes; Xylonales; Xylonaceae
Product: Prefoldin, subunit 4
Exons: 4
Coding region: 15-425 (136 amino acids)
Biological process (GO): protein folding
Cellular component (GO): prefoldin complex; cytoplasm
Source: RefSeq, a predicted model, not a curated record
AAAUCAACGUCAUAAUGCAGCGUCGAAUGCUCAGUAAAGAGGACGAGGCCCAGGGCGCCGGUGAUGAAACAGAGGUCCGUAGAGAAGACCAGGACAAGAUCAACAAAUUUAGCCGCCUGCACCAGCGAGAGCUGCUAAUAGAGGAGGAGCUCAAAGCUAAGAACAAAGACAAAGAGGAUUUGGAAGAAGUGUCGAAUGAGCUUGAGCUAGCGGAUGAGGAGGACUUUGUUCCUUACAAAAUGGGCGAUUCCUUCGUCUCUCUGCCGGUACCCGAAGUCCAGACCCUCCUCUCGUCAUCUACCGAAGCACUUGAGAAAGAGAUCACAUCACUAGAAGAAAAAUUGGAUUCGGUUCGGGAAGAGAUGUCUGGGCUCAAAGUUGCUCUUUACGCUCGAUUUGGUCGGAGCAUCAACUUGGAAACUUAGACGCCAUAGACUUUGGAUUCGCCACGAACAUUUCAAUGACGGCCGCGAGCA